This is a messenger RNA of Elaeis guineensis (African oil palm), 1148 nucleotides long. The record is from RefSeq and is a predicted model, not a curated record. NCBI's taxonomy places the organism in Eukaryota, Viridiplantae, Streptophyta, Magnoliopsida, Arecales, Arecaceae.
UGCUAUUAUUGAUCCGCUCAAGUCGGAGGUUGCUUUCCUUCAUGCGCAGAGUUUCUCAGCGCUAGAGACAGCGAACCCUAAAUCCUCUCUCUUUCACUCCUUUUCAGUCUUUCUUCCUGGGGUUCGAGGAGAGAUGUCGUACGCCUACCUCUUCAAGUACAUCAUCAUCGGAGACACAGGGGUUGGGAAAUCAUGCCUUCUGUUGCAGUUCACGGACAAACGAUUCCAACCUGUUCAUGACUUGACGAUUGGUGUUGAAUUCGGGGCUAGGAUGAUUACAAUAGAUAACAAGCCAAUAAAGUUGCAGAUAUGGGAUACGGCAGGCCAAGAAUCUUUCAGAUCGAUAACAAGAUCGUACUACAGAGGUGCUGCUGGUGCACUACUAGUUUAUGACAUCACCAGGAGGGAAACAUUUAACCAUCUUGCAAGCUGGUUGGAAGAUGCAAGGCAGCAUGCAAAUGCUAAUAUGACAAUUAUGCUGAUUGGAAAUAAAUGUGAUCUGGCUCACAGAAGAGCUGUCAGCACCGAGGAAGGUGAGCAGUUUGCUAAAGAGCAUGGUUUGAUCUUUAUGGAGGCUUCUGCAAAAACUGCUCAGAACGUUGAAGAGGCAUUCAUCAGCACAGCGGCAACAAUAUACAAGAAAAUUCAGGAUGGGGUCUUUGAUGUAUCAAAUGAGUCUUAUGGAAUCAAAGUUGGGUAUGGAGGAAUCCCAGGUCCAGCAGGAGGAAGGGAUGGCUCCUCUUCUCAAGCUGGUGGCUGUUGCAGUUGAGAUCAUGUUCGAGAAUGACUGGCCCGAUGGAUUUGAUGUUUGAGGGAAAUGUUUGACUUCCUCAGACGAUCUGGACUCGAGGAGAAUUUUUUUAUGUUAUCUUUGUUAUUUGCUGUUUCCAAUGUGAAUAGCUAUCUUAUUUCUCUUGUGAGUGCCGGCAUAGAGCGGCGAGUAGACUAUCUACAAAUCUGUCAAUUUUGAGGACAGAAUACUACAAAUGACUGACUUGCCAGAUGGUUCGUCACGAUCACGCUGCUCUUACCGGCUUUCUCCAUGCCUUGGGUGUUGAACUCGACAAAAGUCUGGCAAAGGCUGCAAAUUGAUGUGUGAUUUGGAUAUAUUACUAAAAUAUUUUUUAAGAGAAACAAUUCAGAUUCUU